Molecule: messenger RNA, 674 nt
Organism: Styela clava
Lineage: Eukaryota; Metazoa; Chordata; Ascidiacea; Stolidobranchia; Styelidae
Source: RefSeq, a predicted model, not a curated record
GAGGUACAAUGGAAUUCCUCCGGUUGUUCACGGUAAUAAUAUGUUCCUCAGGACUCGUUCAUUCAUUCUGUUCUAAUGACCGACCACAGCAUAAACAAAGCAUCGUCCCCGUAGUCGGUGGACUGGAAGUUAGGGGGACGAUUACAUAUAGUGGAACGGACCUGAAUGACAGUUGUGUUUGGACUAUACCAUCAGUUUCGAAUAAAGAAUUUUUGCUGGCGUUACAAAUAACAAGGAUAAAUAUGCAAAGACCAGAUGAAGCGUGUUAUGGGGAAAUACAAAUCGGAGAACUUAAUCCACCGUUAUGCAAGGAUGAUGAACCAACACGAUGUCACGUAUACGGGAAGGCUGGUAACGCAAGAUGCCAAAAUACAACACCAGAUUCGAUGAACUGCCCCGGUUUCCGAUCUCAUAAAUCGGGAAUUCCUCCCCAGGGAGGAAGUUUGUCGUUCUUGAGGAAAAAUGUUGUGACUGUUUCAACAACUUCUACGUUAGAAAUUGAAACGAGCGUAACAUCAAUAACAGAGGAGCGGGCGGCGGAGGACUCUUAUUCAUCGACGCCAGGCGUUAGCUUGAAAUCAACUGCAAACACAUCAGUAUCUGUCUUGAUAUCUACAUUAAGCAAUAAAGGCAAGUCUCAUUUCUUAAUCCAUAAAGUCCUUUCACAAUUGUAG